This is a messenger RNA of Blepharisma stoltei, 345 nucleotides long. The record is from the annotation of a GenBank genome assembly. Lineage: Eukaryota; Ciliophora; Heterotrichea; Heterotrichida; Blepharismidae.
AUGGUGAAAAAUUAUUUUCCAAUUUUAUUUUUUUUAUCAGAGUUACUAAUUUUGAUCUAUUUUACGUGUUUUGUUUCCCGAAAAUGUUUAUCAGAUUUUCUAGAACAAUUAAAAAUUCCCUAUAUAAAAAUGGCCACUAUUAAGUUAUUUAUAAAUAUUAUACAUCAAGAAAUGGGUUGUUAUCCAAGCAGUUCAAAACUUACAAGAUUUCCAGGUUUUAUUAUAAAGAAAAAGCAUCACAGAACACAUGAUGAAAUACAGACAGUAGCAUCUGAGAGCUUUAUUAAUUAUAUGUCAAGCUUAAGCACAAUUUUAAACCAGCACAACAAAAAUGUGCCUUUUUAA